Microplitis demolitor is the source of this 7483-nucleotide messenger RNA. It is a transcript of the gene plx, whose product is annotated as TBC1 domain family member 1. The transcript has 8 exons. The coding region runs from base 834 to 5072 and encodes 1412 amino acids. NCBI's taxonomy places the organism in Eukaryota, Metazoa, Arthropoda, Insecta, Hymenoptera, Braconidae. The record is from RefSeq and is a predicted model, not a curated record.
UAAAAAAAAUUCCAGCAAUUGAAUUAAUUCAGCCGCGACUUGCAGAUGUCAGUGCAGUAGAUUCAAAAACCCGAUCUAUAAUCCAGAAAGUUAUCAAGUAUGUGGUAUGUGUAUGUAACGUACACCUUUCUCCAGUACAAAUCCUACAUCGUCUGAAAGGCAUUCUUAUGUAUUUCGAGUCUUGACAUUCCUUAAUAUAACAUAAUCCAACUAGUACCUAAAACUCAUCAAUAACAACAACUAAAAGUCAAUAAAACAAAUACUGUCCCUACAGAUUUUAAAAUCAUUGUCUUCGCGAGUUUAAACGAAAAAAUACUGUAAACAAUAAUUAUCAAUCAUCCAUAACAUCCAUCAAGUGUGAAGUAAUAUCUUAUAUUAUUUUAUUUAUUUACUUACGUGUAUGUGAAGUGGCAAAAUGGCUUGUGUUUGUUAAUUAUCAUCACCGUCAUCAUUAUAUAUAUAACUAUUUCAUUUCAAGUUACCAUUGAAUCGACACUUGAAGAUUUAAAUGGUUGAUUAAAAAUAAAAUAAUUACUUAUAAUAAUAAUACUUAAAAUAAAUAUAAAAAUAUAACAUCCGUUUGAAUAACCGCGAAAACCUCAGUGACAUAUUUUUUCAAUUUAUAAAUACAAUUGUCAGUUGUCAGUUUUUUAUUGUCAAGUAAAGUUAUUAUUUAUUUUUGACUAAAAAAUGAAAGUACUCGACUAAAAAAUUAAAGAUGUAAAGGAACUCAUGUGCUCGACUUGCCAAAAAGUUCGGGCUAAAAGUGGUAUUAUAUGGUACAAGUUGGUUAAAUAAUAAUCUACAGUCACGCAAUACCCUCACGAGAAAGUAUGAAGCACGUACCAGCAAUCUAUCUAGGAUCCACGGCGAUAGAUCGCCGAUUUAGCAGCCCGAUGUUGCCAUGGAUCACGAAAGAAAUAAAACGCCGAAGUAAUCACGAGAGGGUAAAUCUGUUGGUAGCGUCAGGAUACAUAUCCGCAUACACAAAUGACAAGGAGCAGCCUUUGUUUAGGCACUCGCUAACAGGUACCUCGAAGCCGCAACCGCUUUCAGCGAAUUCCCAAGACUCCAAGGGUGGCAAUUUCCUCUACCUUAUUAAAGGAGAUGACGGACUCUAUUAUUAUCAUCUCUUCAAGGUUGAGAAUGCGGAGACUGUACAAGAAUUAUUUAGCGCAAUGAAAGAACAGUCGUCAGUGACGCGGCCCGACAGGGACCGUGAUCUCCAGAGAUCAAAUAGCAGUGCAGCUGCACUGAGCAUUGGCGCGGACAUAUCGCCAAGUUCUUCGCACUUCUUCGAAGUACUUUACGUGGGUAAAAUUAAAUUAUCACAUCAGAAAGUACCAGAGACAUUUAUCGACGAUGCUAUGGUCAAGUUCAGAGCCCAUGGUCUUGAAAAGUCCAAGUCUACGGUCAGUAAUUUGCUUGCUGAGUGUCAGCAGUUGAAAAAUCCACCGACCAGCAGCGAUUCAAAUGAAAACCGACGUAACAGCGGCGACUCGGUGACGAGCGAGCUCGGGAGUACGGACAAUGUAUUGGGAAAUGGAAGCAUAAUUUCGCCAUCGACGCCUCUGGGAAUGGCGGUGCCACUAGGAGGCUCGGUGGAGUCUCUCCCGGUGCCUGCUAGCAAGGACGAGGGACAGGAAAGCGAACAGAGUCCGGCGAAAAAAGGCCGCUCGACAAUGCCACCGCCAGAAAUGAUGAGAAGUAGAGCGGCUUCUACUGGAAGCGUGCUGGGACCGAGGAGAGAGUCGUCCAAAGGAAACGAGGAUCACAAUCGCACUAUGCUGUUUCAGGUCGGACGGUAUGAUUUGCGACUUAUUAGUCCUGAUAGAAAGCAAGUUUUGUUUCACAAACAGCUUAAAGACAUCGCGAGCUGCGUUCAAGGCUUGAAGAAUCCAGAACACUUUGGUUUUAUUUGCCGUGAAGUUAACACUGAUGGAUUUGUUGGGUAUAUAUUCAAGUGCCAGUCGGCUUCUGUUGCUGAUGAUUUAGUUGGUGCCAUAACACAAGCGUUUAUAGCAACAUGUCACGGCAAUAGUACAAAAAAAGAGCGUCACCAAGUAUUCUCAUGCGAGCACUGUCCCAUGGUCUGGUACAACAAACUCUGCCAGGAGAUAGAAGGUCAGAACGACCGCCGCGUCCAGUCAAUAAUAUUCUCACGUCUCGAGAUGUUGCCCGAAGAUGAGCAAGAAAUAGUCGUCACUAAGUACAAGGGUGCCGAGACAGCGGGUGGUUCUGGCCGCGAGUUCAGUCUACGUGAGCAAAAUCAAUUCCUCAUGCUGCUGCUUCGCGCCCACUGCGAGUCCAAGCAGACUCGACACGUCCACGACACCGCCGAAAAUCGAAGUGAAUUUUUGAACCAGUACUUGAGUGUCGGUGUCGGCAGCACCAUUUUCAUGAAGGCCAAGCGCUCUUUGACAAACAGCUUCGAUCACUUGAUGAAGCGCAAGGGCUCCCGUGACGAUUUCAAUCUCGCGGGUCAUCACAUUCGCGAGACGACUCCAUUGUCCAGAAGCGAACGUCAAAGUCCCGUCGGGUUGAGCAGUAACUCGAUUUCUGAUGUCAGUCCAGAUUCUAGUCGACCUCGUUCGUUGAGAGUUUCACCGGAGCAACAAUUAGUUGUCAAUACUGGACCCAAGAGUCCAAUGAUGGACAUAUUUCUAAAAGUGGGAAAUUCACCGAAAAUGUCACCAACUGAAUCUGAAGACAACAGCGGCCGCGUUCAAUCGAAUAGUUCCUGGCGCCAAGCGAUUUUAAACCGCGUGGUGACACCUGGCAAAGACCAAGACGUCAGAGACGGCGACAACACCCACUCGGGUAUAAAAGCAACUCAAUCAGCGCCAGCAGUAAAACGAACACGAGAAGAAUUGCGCGAGCUCUGGAAGAAAGCAAUAAAUCAACAGGUGAUUCUCAUAAGAAUGGAGAAAGAAAACACGCGAUUACGUGUCCGCCAAGAAGAAGCGACUGUUAAACGCGUGAAGCUGGAGUACGAUGAGCUAAGCAGCUGUGCCAGGGAGUUGAUUGACGUCUGGGAUCUGUUGGUGAGUAAGCAGUCCCGAAUAUCGACCAAGUGCGACAGUAAAAUGCUCCUCCAAGCAAUUAAACAAGGAGUCCCGCGAGGUAAGCGUGGAGAAGUCUGGCAAUUUUUGGCGGAACAAUUCUGUCUCAAUCAGCCGCCAAUUGACACCCAGGAGUUUCCUAAUUACAAUACGCCCUAUGAUUUAUUACUAAAGCAACUGACCUCACAGCAGCACGCGAUUCUGAUUGACUUGGGACGAACGUUUCCAAACCACCCGUACUUCAGUUCAGCUCUAGGUCCAGGACAACUUGCGCUGUUUAAUUUACUGAAGGCUUACUCUCUACUAGACCACGAAGUAGGUUACUGUCAGGGUCUGAGCUUCGUCGCCGGAGUCCUUCUACUCCACAUGUCCGAGGACCAGGCGUUCUUUCUGCUGCGUCACCUGAUGUUUCGCCGCGGGCUCCGGAAACUUUAUUUACCGGACAUGGCUGCUCUGCAACUGCAUCUCUACCAGCUCUCGCGUCUCCUCCAUGACCGUCUGCCCUCAGUGUACAGUCACUUUGACAAGCACGAAGUAUCUCCGACUCUCUACGCGGCUCCAUGGCUGCUAACUCUCUUCGCAAGUCAAUUCCCUCUGGGAUUCGUCACCCGGGUCUUUGAUUUGCUUUUCCUCGAAAGCUCUGAAGUUAUUUUCCGUGUGGCUCUUGCUCUGCUCGAGGAGAACCAGGACCAGCUGCUACUCUGCGACAGUUUUGAAGAAAUAAUGGAGUACUUGAAGUUAAAAGUACCAGCGGUAGACAAAACGAUGCUCGACCGCGUUAUGAAACACGUCUUUUUACCCGACACUGAAAUUUCUCGUCAGUUAAACGAGUACCGAGUCGAAUACCAGGUCCUACAAGAAGAAAUGCUGUCAGUGAAGCCGCAAAUUGAGAACAUUGAGAAGCUGGAGCUCUUGAACAAGCAGCUGGUCCAGCAGAACAGUCACCUCACGUCCCAAUUAGAAGUCGCGGUAAAUAAUUUACAGCGCAUGGAAAACAACAGUCUCCAAAGAUCUAUCAAUCAGUCAUCGCUUCACAAACUUGAGUCCCAGAACCGGAGCUUGGAGGUGACUGUGAUGACUCUGGGGUCUUUUAUCCAGCAGUUGAUUGAAACCCGUACUGAUAUUGAAGUUCCUGGAGACGUAAGACGUAUUCUAGGACAACUGAGUCUUGCCCAGAGACGUAACAACAGCGGGUCGAUGUCUGGUUCCAGUGCCCGGUUGUUUCCUCUUAAAAUAAUUGAGGACAACAACAAUCGGUAUGAACCCAUGAAGAGUAAUUCGACUGGCGGUGGACGCGGUAACGAAUUGCUGAGUAAAAAUUUGUUGAAGAACACAAUGGAACCUCCGUAUCCAUUAAAAUCAGCACUUAGUCAGCCUAAUUUAGGUACAAAAUUAGAAAAAAUGUCAUCGUUUUUUGCCAACUCGCACAAUCAUAUCCGUCAGCAACGGGCACAAAUAGCGGCGAUGCGUAACAAUGAUGGAUUAACGAACAUUAAUAAUAGUAUUAAUAUAAAUAAUAAUAACAACAACAACAAUAUGAAUAAUUUGAAUAACAAUAAUGAUGAAAAUGAUCCAAAGACGGUAAAUAUUGACAUCCAAGUGACGGACACAGUCGUCGGCGGUACAAAUGACAGCAGCGUGAUACAGAGCGAGGGGAAUAAGAAGAUCGACUCGAUUGGGGGACUAGAAAAGUCAAGCUCGCUGCCACUCAACGCCAGGAUGAAGUUAAAACCCGCAAAGUCGGCGUACGAGCUGGGCUCGAUAAGAAAAAUUCCGACCACCAGACUCGAGGACACCGACUGCGUGGGCAGUUUGGUGGGCACUGUUCACCCACUGGACACUUGCAGUGACGUUAACUUCAAAUACGGGGGAACUACGAAAUUAAAGUCCAUAAGACCUGUCAGGAUCACUCCGGCGAUGGCGCUGACGACGAUGGCUGAGAACCAGGGCCAGAGUUUGGAGACUAUUGGUAACAGUGAGAUAAAUGCGUCGGAAAUAAUUACCAGAUAACGGAUGAUAACUAUUUCUGAGGAGUAAUUUUUAUUUAUUUAUUGAUAAGAGCUUUUUUUUAUUUAAUCUUAAGGUUUAUAUGGAGGAUCUAGUGAUUUUUAAGUAGAAUUUGUGUGUAAGAAAUAUCAGUGGUUUUAAGGUUGGUCAUAAAAAUUUUCUUUUAUUAUUUUUUUUAAUAAUUUAUAGUUAUAGUUUUAGGAAAAAUGUAAUUAUGCAGGAGAAGGAACAUUAAUUUAAUUAUUUAUUGAUUAUUGAUCGAAUUAAAAAAUAGUCUAGGGUGUAGUCUAUUUAUAGACAGUAAAAAAAAUAUAUUGAGCGUUUUUUUUUUAAUGAUUUUUAGUUAAAUUUUUUAAAAUGAUAAAUUUAAAAAUUAUUUUUUCACUUAAUAAUUUAAUUUUAGUUUUAAUUUAUUGAUUUAAAAAUAAUUUAAGAAAUUUUUUAUGACCAAACAUGAGUAAUGUCUUCGUUUAAUUAUAAAAAUUGAAAACUUAUUUUUUAAAAUAUUAUAAAUAUAUUGGAUGACUUUUUUUUUACAAAAAAAAAAGAAACAUUUAUUUUGACAAAUUAAAAUAUCAGUAAAAUAGAAUUAAAUCAAACGGCAAUGGCCUAUAAUUACAAUUAAUUUUUUUAAAAAAAAGUGCGUCCAAUAAAUUUAUUAGAAAGUAAUCAUAGAAUUAAAAUUAAUUAGACUUAAAAUCAGUCUUUUAUAAAAUUAAUUAAGAAUAUACAUCAGAAAUUUUUUUUUAAUCAGUAUUCUCCAUAAAAAAAAUAAUACCGGCCUUCUAGGAAAUUAAAUAUUCGAAUGUCAAUUUUAACAGUAAUAAAUAAUUAAUAAUUAAUAAUUAAAUCGCACAAAAUGUCCGUAAGAAAUAUAAAAUCAAUGAGAUUUUAUUUUUAAAAAAAAGUUAGCAGUGUCAAUAAAUUAAAGUCUUGCCGUAAUUACGUAGCUAAUUUUUCGUUUGAUGUUUAAUUAAUUGAUUAAUUAAACUAAAAAAAAACUCCUACAGCAGUGUGCCAAUGACUAAAAACAACAGAUGAUUAUUUACACAAAUAUUAAAAUAUUUACAGUAUAUAUAUAUAUUUACAUAUAAAAGAAAUAGUUAAUUGUUAACCGGGGACAAUAGUCAAGAUUAUAACGUAAAUAAAUAUAUAAAUAUAUAUAAAAUAUAUGUAGUUACCAUUUAAAGAGGCGAAGUACUGCCAAAUAAAAUAAUUAGGUACUUACUUUUGUUAAAUUACAAACUUACUUAGUAGUACAAACAAAUAUAUAUAUUUAGUAUUGAAAAAAUUUACUAAACAUUACGUAAAUUUGGUUAUUUUUAUUUUUAAUUAUUUUUGCUUGGUGUAAUUUUAUCUUAAAGACUGGAAAAUAUGUUAAAUUUCGGCUUGUCUUAUUUUUUGCAACACGUGCUUAGAAAGUUGUCUUUACCGCACUGCAAAUGUGACGAUAAAUCUUUUAUUGCACGCUGAUGGUAACGCAGAACUCCACUUUGCUGAUUUAGUGACGUCAUGCGCAUGUAAAAAUUUUUUUUCGCACGUACUGACUUACCGACUGGUAAAUUUUGACGUUUUACCAACGGAGUCAGCUUUAACCUCCGAGUUUUCUGUGAAAAGCUGGAGGUUAUGUCGGAAAUGUUUUUUGUUUUUUACAGAAACAUAUAUUUAGUGCACAAGGGUACUAGAUAUAUAAUAUACUAAAAUAUACAACAGUAUUUAAAUUUAUACCGUCUGAUAAUUGGUACAUUAAUCACAUGUUUACUAUAAAAUAUAUAGAGUUGAUAAGAAAAAUUAAUGAGUAUUUUUAAUUAUAUUAUUUGUGAUAAAAAUUUGAAAAAUUAAUUUUAUUUAAAAAAAAAAUUUGUGAGAUUUAUUGAGAGAAAAAAUAAAAUUAUGAAUUUGAAAAUAAAAAUUGCCAAAACUGGUUUCAUUUAAAAAUUUAAAAAAGUCGAUUUUUUAGUAAAAUAUUUAAAAUAAUUGAGUGCUUUUUUAGAGAUAAAUUCAAAAAAUUAAAUUUUGCUUUGUUUUGAUAUCUCUUAAUGUGAGCUAGUGUACUGAAGAAUGUUUUGUAUAAUUUUUUUUGCAAGUAAAUUUAAGUUACGUAAUUAAAAAAAUAAUGAAUGUAAUACUUGUAUUUCGGUACGUAAAUGUAUGAAUAAUGAGUAUGUUAGAUUUUUUUUGUUUAGCUGAGGUUUUGUUAAAUAAAACCACAGCUUAAUUAUUAGGCCAGUGUACUCGGUAGUUUUUAGUUACAAAUGGUAAUGUUUAAUUAUGAUACAUAGUAAUAAUCACUGGUUUAUUAAUUGUAAUAAAUAAAUAAAUAAAUUAAUUAAAUUAUAGUCAUAAAUGUAUGAUAUGUAAAUACGUUGAUAUCCUUGUAUGUUUGACAAUUUAAUGGAUAAUGUGAAUCUGAA